Ilex paraguariensis (yerba mate) is the source of this 1170-nucleotide messenger RNA. Lineage: Eukaryota; Viridiplantae; Streptophyta; Magnoliopsida; Aquifoliales; Aquifoliaceae. The record is from the annotation of a GenBank genome assembly.
AAAAUGGCCUGAGUUACCUCCUUGGACAUCAUUUUUUUUCCACAACUCUUCUGUCAGACGCAUCUUUCACAGACCAUCUCACUCUCUCUCUAUAUCUUUAUCUUGCUCCCUCUGUUUCUUCUUACCAGCAACACCACCAUCACGGCUGAAGUCAGCAACACCACCACCACCGCCCCAAGCCUUCUUCAGAGGUCAUCUCUCUCUCUCUCUCUUUAUCUUUCUCCCUCUGUUUCUUCUUACUACCAUCUAUCGCCGAAGUCAGCAACACCACCGCCACCCCAGCGACACCACCAGCGACUCCACCAGCAACAUCGCACCGUCGCUGCUACCCUCCCAGGUGGCAAUUUAUUCCCUUUUUAAAUCUAAAGCAUAUGGAAAUCAAUUGUCUUGGGCACCUGCAUAAAUGACACCCACCUGCAACUGAAACAUGCUGUAAGUUCCAAAUAUUUUUCCUGAAUAUGUGCCAUUGCUUGACACUUCAUGCUUCUGAGUUCAGUCAUUAUCAAAUGCAAACUGUGCAAAAAUCCGUGGAUAAUAAGGAUCCUAAUAUUUUGGGGUUUUAUUUAGCUUCAGAGGUAAGAUGGAUACCUUUGUUGUUCUUAAAGUGUUGCUACAUUUAUAUGAUUAAUCAAUGCAUACCUUCUUCGGUUAAAGAAAUAAAAUUCCUUUGCAAUUUUAUUGCAUUGAGAUUAAGUGAAUUUGAAAUUAUAUUACUUUAUAUUUUUACAUGUACCAUUGCACGAAUUAAAUCUACAAGAAUUACAUUGCUUGUAAUUGGUUCAACAUGAAUGCAAGGGUUAAUCAUAUAUAUUUUUUUUCUUUUGAGAUCUAAAGUAUUGGUUUUACAUAUAUACUCUUGGUUUUGCAGUGAGAUUUAAGGAAAAGAUGAGAAGAGGAGACCUUUUGACAAAAUGACAACGUAUUUUAAGUAUGCAAAACACUUUAGAGAGUACUUAGUUUUAGUUAUCUUUUCAAGUGUUUCGACUUAAUUUAGAAAAAUUUAUUUAAUUUUCAUUAGUUGUGUUGAGAAGAAUGGAAUCAAGAUCGCAGAACAGGUAUUAAAGUGUUGCUACAUUUGUAUGAUUAAUCAAUGCAUACCUUCUUCGUUUAAAGAAAUAAAAUUCCUUUGCAAUUGUAUUGCAUUGAGAUGAAGUGAAUUUGAAAUUAUAU